CAUCCGCCCAAACGCUUCGGUGUGGCCCAGAUCAACCUAACCUACCGCGACAGACACAGACGGCCCGCGGCUUUGCCCCCUUUCUCCUCUCCCUCCCUCUCCGCUCACCCUUGCCGGUUGCCGCCACCCUCCUCUGGCUGCCGUUCCACCGGCGUCGCCGCCAGCCCGCUGAAGCCUCUUGCGCGAGGCGCGACCUUCUAGAACUUGGCCUCGAUCUCGGCCUCUUACCGCCCCGCAGCCGCGCUUCCUCCUACACCGGAGAUUUGGGUUUAUUGGUAGGCCCUCGAACCCCCUUGUGUUUCCCCUAAUUCUCGGCGGAGGAUGGAUUCCUCGCACAUGGUCAGUCACUAAUUAGCUAGCGGCCGGAAUGCUCCGUCCAUAGCUCGCUUUUAUGCAGCUGAUUUCUUUGGCUGCUGCAAUUCCGCUUACGCGCCUUUCUGUAGGCUGUAGCUCGAUAGGAAGGAAAUCUAUUUGCUCAGCUGGUACUACUCAUUCUGUGCUUGCUUGAUUCAUUGGUCUGUGGUUUACAGACGACAAUGUGCUAGGAGAACGAAUUUAGGUGGCACGCUAGUGGUGAUCCGUUGCCCUCCCUGAGAUAGCAGCCAUGUCGACGAGGAGGCAUUUUGCGAUAUUCACCACCGCAAGCCUCCCAUGGAUGACGGGAACAGCCAUCAACCCUUUGUUCCGGGCCGCUUACUUGGCAAAGGAUGGUGAUAAGGAUGUUACGCUAGUGAUCCCCUGGCUUUGUCUAAGGGACCAAGAGUUGGUUUACCCUAACAAUAUUGUAUUUGACUCGCCUUUGGAGCAUGAGAGCUAUGUUCAUCACUGGAUCGAGGAGAGGAUUGACUUCAGGCCAUCCUUCAGCAUCAAAUUCUACCCAGGAAAGUUUUCUAAAGAAAUGAGAAGCAUUCUUCCUGUUGGAGAUAUUACAGAAUGCAUUCCAGAUGAAGUUGCUGACAUUGCUGUAUUGGAAGAGCCCGAGCAUCUGAAUUGGUACCACCAUGGGCGAAGAUGGAAAAAUAAGUUCCGGCGAGUUAUAGGAAUUGUUCAUACAAAUUAUCUAGCAUAUGUAAGGAGAGAAAAGAAUGGUCAAGUUAUCGCUUGUUUCCUCAAGUAUGCUAACACUUGGGUAACUCGAAUCUAUUGCCACAAGAUUAUCAGAUUGUCAGGUGCCACCCAAGAUCUGCCCAGGUCUGUUAUAUGCAAUGUCCAUGGUGUUAAUCCAAAAUUUCUUGAGGUAGGCAAGCUAAAGUUGAGGCAGCUGCAGAAUGGGGAGAAAGCCUUCACAAAAGGGGCAUACUACAUCGGGAAGAUGGUAUGGAGCAAGGGAUACAGGGAGCUUCUUGAUCUGCUAUCCAAAUAUCAGAGCAAGUUGGUUGGUCUUGAAGUGGAUUUAUAUGGUAGCGGAGAAGAUUCUGAUGAGGUCUGUGAAUCUGCCAAACGUUUAAGUUUGUCUAUCAAUGUUCAUCCUGGUCGUGAUCAUGCAGAUCCCUUGUUCCAUGAGUACAAAGUAUUCAUCAAUCCCAGCACCACAGAUGUGGUCUGUACGACCACCGCUGAAGCGCUGGCAAUGGGGAAGAUAGUUAUAUGUGCCAAUCACUCGUCAAAUGAGUUCUUCAAGCAGUUCCCCAACUGCCGUAUCUAUGACAAUGAAGACGAAUUUGUACAACUAACACUGAAUGCUCUAUCAGAGCAGCCUGCUCCAUUGACAGACGCGCAGAGGUACGAGUUGUCAUGGGAGGCUGCGACUCAGAGAUUCAUUGAGGCUGCUGAUAUAAAUCCUCAUGUGCCGGAGUCCAGGACCCAUCAAAGCUCGAGGGCUUUGUUGCCUGCUUUUCUAAGAACUCGUAAACUGAAACAGAACUUAGAGGACGCAUCAGUUUACCUGCACCAAGCCCUCUCAGGUCUGGAAGUCACUCGCUGUGCGUUUGGUGCUGUUCCUAAGACGCUGCAGCCUGACGAGGACCUCUGUAAAGACCUUGGUUUGGCUCCUCCUGUAAAUAGGAAAAGGCUGAAAUUUAAGAUGACGUAAUGUUUGUGACUUAUACCAACUAGUACUUCAUGUUCUAGUCCAAAGGAAAAUACUAGUACUUCAUGUUUGAAAAUACUAGUACUUCAUGUUUGCGUUGCUUCGCUUCAUGUACAGCACACUGUAGACUGUUGUAGACAUUUAUAUUUUUCUUCUCAAAAGGGACAUUAACAGACAAUCCGGAGGGAUUCUUUUGACUAUUAACUACUGGAACGUGUGAACUGGAUUAGUACAUUGUAAAUUGGUCUGUUAGCUUUUAGGGCUAGGGAUUCUUUGAACAGUGCUGUAAUUCUGUGAGUCGGUUAAUGGAUCGUAAUGAACUGUGAGGUAUGAUGUACUCGCGCUGGUAGCGCUGCCAA
This is a messenger RNA of Sorghum bicolor (sorghum), 2388 nucleotides long. RefSeq names its product digalactosyldiacylglycerol synthase 2, chloroplastic. The record is from RefSeq and is a predicted model, not a curated record. Bases 605 to 2032 code for a protein of 475 amino acids. NCBI's taxonomy places the organism in Eukaryota, Viridiplantae, Streptophyta, Magnoliopsida, Poales, Poaceae. Gene Ontology annotation, molecular function: digalactosyldiacylglycerol synthase activity. Gene Ontology annotation, biological process: galactolipid biosynthetic process. The transcript is spliced from 4 exons. Gene Ontology annotation, cellular component: chloroplast outer membrane.